ACCACCACGCCCUCUUCACGAUCGUGCUCCAGUGCAGCAAGCAAGCAGAGCAGAGCAGCCGAGCGUCCGAGAAGAAGACUCACCAGAGCAGAUCGUCGAACGAGCACUGAUCGAUGGCAAUGAUGGCCGCGGCGCCGUCCAUGGAGGUGGAGCAGGAUCUCCCAGGCUUCCGGUUCCACCCCACCGAGGAGGAGCUCCUCAGCUUCUACCUCUCCCGCGUGGUCCACGGCAAGCAGCUCCACUUCGACAUCAUCGGCACCCUCAACAUCUACCGCCAUGACCCCUGGGACCUUCCUGCGAUGGCGAAGAUCGGGGAGCGGGAGUGGUACUUCUUCGUGCCGCGCGACCGCAAGGCCGGCAACGGCGGGCGGCCGAACCGGACGACGGAGCGCGGGUUCUGGAAGGCCACGGGGUCGGACAGGUCCAUCCGGAGCUCCGGCGACGCCAAGCGCGUGAUCGGGCUCAAGAAGACGCUCGUCUUCUACCAGGGGCGCGCCCCGCGCGGCACCAAGACGGACUGGGUCAUGAACGAGUACCGCCUCCCCGACCACGCCGCCGCCGGCCGCGCCGCGCCGCCGGCUCCCAAGGAGGACAUGGUGCUGUGCAAGAUCUACAGGAAGGCCACACCACUGAAGGAGCUGGAACAGAGGGCCUCUGCCAUGGAGGAGAUGCAGAGGCGCAGCAGCGCGGCCAGAGCAGCAUCCCUGGCCCAGGCCGCAGGCUCCGCCGUCGACGACUACCUGUCGGUGUCGUCGGAGGACGCCCACGAUAGCACCUUCCUGCAUUUCCCGUCCUCGUCCUCGUCCCCGCCGUCGGGCGACAGCUACGGCGCGCCGGCGCCGGCGCCCAGGGAGGCCAAGACGGAAGCCGCGGACGCCACGACGGUCACGGUGGCGUCGUCGUCGUCGCUGGUGCAUGCCUCGAGCAUGGCCGCCGUGCAGCCCCCGGCGGUGAGGCACGGUGACCUGCCCACCCUGCAGGUGCCGACGAACAACCUCGGAGUCGCGGACUGGACGCAGAUGCAGGACCCGUUCCAGCUGCGCAGCCCGUGGCAGGACCAGCUUUUCUUCUCUCCCUUAGCCCACCUGCUCUACUGAAGUGUGAAAUGAGGAAGGGGAACACUUGGAAGAAGACGAACCAGUGACCGAGCCAGUGUAGUCGCGUCACCAAAAUGUGGUUCGGCUUUGCAAUGGCGAGCCACAAUGGUAGCUUAGAUGUGGAUUCCGUUGUACAUAUGCUAGUCGGACUAAGUAGAAGAGUACUCGUAGAUGCUCUUUUUUGUUUAUUAUGCAUUUGGUACGGGACCUUUGACAUGAAAGUCAUAAUAAAUUAGUUAAAGUUCAUUUUCUAA
Molecule: messenger RNA, 1351 nt
Organism: Sorghum bicolor (sorghum)
Lineage: Eukaryota; Viridiplantae; Streptophyta; Magnoliopsida; Poales; Poaceae
Product: NAC domain-containing protein 35
Exons: 3
Coding region: 114-1097 (327 amino acids)
Biological process (GO): regulation of DNA-templated transcription
Molecular function (GO): DNA binding
Source: RefSeq, a predicted model, not a curated record